Molecule: messenger RNA, 961 nt
Organism: Diabrotica virgifera virgifera (western corn rootworm)
Lineage: Eukaryota; Metazoa; Arthropoda; Insecta; Coleoptera; Chrysomelidae
Exons: 2
Coding region: 53-811 (252 amino acids)
Biological process (GO): DNA integration; DNA recombination
Molecular function (GO): DNA binding
Source: RefSeq, a predicted model, not a curated record
AAUAUAUAAGUAAUCUGUUUAAUUUUUAGAUAUUUACGCUGCUUUUCCUGCUAUGACAGUGACAUCUGAGGGAUCUCAAUACCAGGUUGCCUACAAGAGGUUCAUGGAUUGGCGAAAACAACAAAACCUAAUGAAUGAAGUUAUUGAAGAAAAAAUAGAAGUUACUGAAGAAGUACUUCUGGCAUAUUUUGAGGAAUUGUCAAAAACGUUGAAAGCAACGACGUUAUGGAAACAUUAUUCUAUACUAAACACAGCAUUGCUUUUUUAUAAAGGAAUCAAUAUAGCCAACUUUUUGAGUUUGAAGAAAUUUUUAAAGGAAAAAUAUGAAGGCUAUCUGCCAAAUAAAUCCAAGGUAUUCACUUCGGAAGAAAUAAACAAGUUUAUUAAAGAAGCACCUGACUUUGAUCAUCUACUCGCAAAGGUAAUUUUGAUAAUGGGCGUCAUGUGUAAUUGUCAUAAAAAAGAACUCUAUAAUAUGAAAACCCAUCAUCUCAAAGACUUGGAAUCUUCAAUUUCGGUUGAAAUUCCCAAUCAAAAAACAGGAACUCCUAGAAAAUUUACGAUGGGUGGGCAGUUUUAUAAGAUUCUCAAAAAGUACAGUGAUCUUCGACCCAAAAAAGGCUGUGACACUUCAUUUUUUCUAAAUUAUCACAAAGGAAAAUGCACUACUCAAAAGGUGGGAAUUAACAGAUUUGGUACCAUGGGGAAAUAUAUAGCUACCUGGUUAAAUCUGGAAAAUCCGGAACUUUAUACUGGUCACUGCUUCCGGAAAUUGUCUAAGUCAGCUCAUACAAUAAAAAUUAUACAAUAGAAAAAAAUUGUAUAGAAUAAUAGUAUUAUGAGGUGUUUUAAGACAUAAUACGAGUAUGUAGAAGUAGUUCUGUCUAGCAAAUCGUGUACAGCUUAUUAGCUACAUUGAAAUGUUAAGUUUUUAUAUAAAUAAAUAAGUAAUUAAAAGUAA